Cynara cardunculus var. scolymus (artichoke) is the source of this 438-nucleotide messenger RNA. RefSeq names its product L10-interacting MYB domain-containing protein-like. The transcript is spliced from 2 exons. Bases 1 to 438 code for a protein of 145 amino acids. The record is from RefSeq and is a predicted model, not a curated record. Lineage: Eukaryota; Viridiplantae; Streptophyta; Magnoliopsida; Asterales; Asteraceae.
AUGGAAACUGAAUACAUUAGUGGUCUUCUUAUUAACUUUGUUAUUCAGGUAAUGGAUGUGAACAAUGCUAACUUUGUUGCUAGUGAUAUAUCGAAAAAGAAUAAGCCAAAACUUGUUUGGGAUAAUACUACCUUUAUGGUGUUCAUUGAUUUGUGCAUGAAUGAGGUUAAAAAUGGGAAUAGACCUGGUAGUCACUUCAAUAAGCUUGGGUGGGGAAACAUAGAGCAGAAGAUUAAGAAACGGACAAGAAAAUCUUUUGACAAGAAGCAACUUAAAAACAAAUGGGACACUACUAUGAAGAAAGACUGUAAGUUGUAUGAUCGUUUAAUGAUGAUUGAAUCUGGCAUUGGAUGGGAUCCCGUGAGAAAGACAAUUGUUGCAUCACUAGAGUGGUGGGACGAAAAAAAUAAAGUGAAAUUUGCUAAUAAGAGCCAUUAA